AUGAGCCGCCUCCGUCGAUUCGUGAAUCUGCUGGUGGAGAGUAGUGGAGGCCUCUACUCACUCCGCCGCAUCGACCUCUCCCGCCACCCGCUCUUCUACCCGACUCCGGCCGCUGCCGCCGCCGCGGGGCCGCGUGAUCUGCGCGUGCAACGAGAGGAGGAGUACGAAUUCCAGUGGCCCAAGCUGAACGACGACGACGAGAGGAGGAGGAAGAAGAAGAUGAAACGACAUGAGGCGGUGGAGACCUUGCGGCAGCUGCCGUCGAUCGUCAGCAUGGCGCCGUCUCCCCCAACUCCGGCGGGAGGAUUCGGCUUCGACUGCUUCCCUCUCGCUGAGUCGGAGAGCAAGGUCGUCUUCGCCGACCACGCCGGCCGCGCCUUCCUCUACGACGCCGACGGCAACCGCUUCACCGGCAUGCCCAGCCUCCACGCUCCCAAGGGCGACUCCCCCGUCGCCGUCUCCAUUGCCGCGCAGGGCGAGGAAGAAAGCAAGCUCUACGUCAUGGAAAACACCCUCCGCCCGGAGAGCAGCGGCGGCGGCGGCGGCGGCAGCUUGUUCCAGUUCGAGGUGUUCGACCAUCGCAAGCCCGAGCCAACGUCGCCGCCGUGGGAAAAGUACUGGCACUGCGACCCGCUCCCGCCGCCGCCGUUCGUCUUCGACUCCGGCGGCAUGGUGGAGUCGUACGCGGUGAUCGGACACGUCAUCGUCGUGUCCGUCAGCGAUGUGGGCACCUACUGCUUCGACACGGCGAGCCGGAGCUGGAGCCGCGCCGGCGAGUGGGCGCUGCCGUUCGCCGGCAAGGCGGAGUACGUCCCGGAGCUGAAGCUCUGGUUCGGCAUAGCAGCCAAGGGCGAGUGCUCCCCGUGCGCCGCCGACCUCUCCCCCGUCGCGAGGGGCGAGCCGCCGUCGCCGGGGUACAUCUGGGAGGACCUUGACCUGCCGGAGGAGUGGGAGCCGAGCUGGGGCUCCCACCUCGUCGUCCUCGGCUCCGGCAGGUUCUGCAUCGCCAGGUUCUUCCAGCUCGCGCGAACCGAUGACAACAUCAUGAACGACCACGUCGAGGACAUCACCUUCCCGGUGUUCACCGGACUGGAGGUGCUGCCUCCGGCUCCGGCGACGGCGACCGGCGAUGGCGGCGGAUCAGGCGAUCAUCGGAAGGAAGGGCUCCGUAUGAUCAAGCACAAGUCGAGGCGUUACGCCGAGCUCGACGACGAUGGCAUUAGAAGCGUCAAAUCCGUGCUCUAA
Messenger RNA from Oryza sativa Japonica Group (Japanese rice), 1245 nucleotides. RefSeq lists its product as uncharacterized. NCBI's taxonomy places the organism in Eukaryota, Viridiplantae, Streptophyta, Magnoliopsida, Poales, Poaceae. The record is from RefSeq and is a predicted model, not a curated record.